GCACAGAGAAUUAACCCACCAGAGAGAGAGAGAGAGAGAGAGAGAGAGAGAGAGAGAGAUGGGGAAUUGCCAAGCGGCGGAGGCGACGACGGUGGUGAUCCAACACCCGGGAGGAAGGGUGGAGAGGGCGUACUGGUCCUUGAGCGCGAGCCAAGUCAUGGCUUCCAACCCCGGCCACUACGUCGCCGCGGUUAUCGUGGUCACCGCUCCCCCCUACGCCACCUCCGCCACCGCCCGCGGUGGCGACGCUCCCCUGAAGCACCUUAAGCUGCUUCGCCCCGACGAUACUCUCCACAUCGGCCGCGUCUACCGCCUCGUCAGCUUCGAAGAGGUGGUGAGGGAGUUCGCGUCGAAGAAGCACGUGAAGUUGGGCCGUCUGCUUGUCAAACAGAAUGAAAAGCACCGGCCCAGAUGCGAAAGAGGCGGCGACGGGGGCGCCUCCAUUGCCAUCGCUGCCUCGGGCCAGCCAGGUAGUGGUCGUGGUGGUGACGGUGGCAUUGAACUCGAGUCGGAGACUCCACCGGCGACGGAACAGGAAGCGGAGGCACUUGUGGACGCCGAGUUGCAGGAUGCGGCUGUCGGGAGCACCAAAGCAAAGAUAGCACGCCAUGGGCAGUGGAAGCCAACCUUGCAGAGCAUUGCCGAGGUCGCAAUUAGCUGAAGUACUCAUCCUCGCACAUCAAUCCUAGCUCUAAGUCCGAGUAAGUAUAUACACAAAUAGUUUCUGUUUUCGAUUGAUGAUGAUGAUCAUCGCGAGGUAUUGGGUGUGGAAGAAGAACAUGUGAUCUAUUUUCUAGUAUUGUCCGCAAACCAAAAAAAAAAAAGCAAGUCAAGUGGCGUUGGCAUUAAA
Molecule: messenger RNA, 850 nt
Organism: Musa acuminata AAA Group (dessert banana)
Lineage: Eukaryota; Viridiplantae; Streptophyta; Magnoliopsida; Zingiberales; Musaceae
Exons: 3
Coding region: 59-661 (200 amino acids)
Source: RefSeq, a predicted model, not a curated record